Thecamonas trahens ATCC 50062 is the source of this 2497-nucleotide messenger RNA. RefSeq names its product acyl-CoA dehydrogenase domain-containing protein. The transcript has 2 exons. Gene Ontology annotation, molecular function: flavin adenine dinucleotide binding; acyl-CoA dehydrogenase activity. The record is from RefSeq and is a predicted model, not a curated record. Gene Ontology annotation, biological process: fatty acid beta-oxidation using acyl-CoA dehydrogenase. Bases 9 to 2345 code for a protein of 778 amino acids. Lineage: Eukaryota; Apusomonadida; Apusomonadidae.
UGCUCGACAUGUUCUCCAUCCGCUACGCUGCCUCUACGGCCAUGGCGCGCGCCGUGGCCACGGCUGCCACCUCGCGCACCCUCCUUGCCACUGCCCCUACCGGCCUCGGCGCCCGGACCAUCUUCAACUACGCGUACAAGGUGGCCAAGAAGGUGACGCCGAAGAUCUCCGAGACGGAGCGUGAUGCGCUGGAGGCCGGCACGGUCGGGUUUGACCAGGCGGUGUAUGCUGGCGAUACCAAGGCGUUUGACGUGGAUACGACGUACCGUGAGGUCAAGCUGACGGCUGCGGAACAGUCGUUUAUGGACAACGAGGUCAACACGCUGUGCAAGAUGAUCGACGACUACCAGGUCAACGAAGACAAGGACCUGCCUGUGGAGGUGUGGAACUACAUUCGGUCGAAGGGCUUCAUGGGCCUCUGCAUCUCGCCCGAGUUUGGCGGGCUCGGCUUUUCGCAGCACGCGCACGCGCUCAUCAUCGAGCGCAUUGCGACGCGAUCGGCGGCCGGAGCGGUCUCGGUCAUGGUGCCCAACUCGCUCGGCCCGGCCGAGCUGCUGCAGCACUUUGGCACUCAGGAGCAGAAGGACUUCUACCUGCCGCGCCUGGCCAAGGGUGUCGACAUCCCGUGCUUUGGCCUCACUGGCCCGACGUCGGGCUCGGACGCGGCAACGAUGCGCGACCGCGGCGUUGUGGUGGAGCGCGACGGCAAGCUCGGCAUUGUGGCAUCAUUUUCGAAGCGGUACAUCACGCUCGCGCCGGUGGCCUCGCUUGUCGGCCUCGCCAUCGACGUCACCGACCCGGACGGCCUGCUCACUGGCAUCAACGGGGCCAAGGAGGGCAUUUCUGUGGCGCUCCUCCCGCGGUCGCACCCGGGUCUCGAGAUGGGUCCGCGGCACGACCCGAUGGGCCUUGCGUUUAUGAACGGGACUGUCCAGGGCGAGGAGGUCUUCAUCCCGCUGGACAUGAUGAUGGGCGGGCCGGAGCGUGUCGGCUCGGGCUGGGCCAUGCUCAUGGCGCAGCUCUCGAUCGGCCGGUCGGUCUCGCUGGUGGGCGGCUCCGUUGCGGCGUCGACGUACGCGGCCAAUGUGGUGGGCGCAUACGCGCGGCUCCGCAAGCAGUUCAAGGUCCCUGUUGCGGAGCUUGAGGGCGUGAAGGAGCCGCUGGCGCGCAUCGCGUCGACGGCGUACACACUCAAGGCCGGGCAGACGUUCAUUGACUCUGUUCUGGAGAAUGGUGAGAAGCCGUCGGUCCUCUCUGCGGUGAUGAAGUACGAGUCGACGGAGCGGGCCUUUGCGGCGCUCUCGGACGCCAUGAACGUCCUCGCCGGCAAGGGCCUCAUUGCCGGGCCCAAGGCCGGGCUCUCGUUCGACACGGCGGUCAAGGCCGCGCACGUCGGACGGACCGUCGAGGGUGCGUCUAUCCUCGGCCGGUCGCUCAUCAUCUACGGCUCGGGCGUGGUGCGUGCGCACCCGCACAUGCUCCCGCUCAUUCAGUCGGUCAACCACGGUAACGACCCCGAGGGCUUCAAGUCGGCGCUGCUCUCGCUUGUCAAGCACGGUGUGACCAACACCUUUGGCUCGCUCCUCGCCAACGUCACGCGCAGCCGGUCCAAGUCGAACCUGACCUCGUACUACGAGUCGCAGCUGGGCAAGGCCGUCUCCAACUUUGCCAUUGCCGCCGACCUCACGCUCGCUCUCGGCGGCGCCCUCAAGCGCAAGGAAUUUGUCUCGGGCCGCAUGGCCGACGCCUUCUCCACCAUCUACCUCGCCCACGCCACGCUCUGGUACCACAAGCAGAACCGGGUCGAGGGCGGCGAGGUCAUCCUCGAGCACGCCAUGGACCAGCUGCUCUUUGAGUUCCAGGAGGCACUCACCGAGGUUGCCCGCAACUUCCCCAUGCGGCCGCUCGGCUGGGCCAUGCGCGCCCUGACCUUCCCCUUCGGCAAGCCGUACAAGCGCCCGUCGGACAAGCAGGUCGCCGCCGUCUCGUCGCUCAUCACGCACGACACCCCUGUCCGCCAGCUCCUCUCCAAGAACAUGUUUGUCGACUGGGACUCGGAGGAUGACCAGGUCUCGCUCCUCAACCGCAUGCUCGACAAGGCUGUUCGCGUCGAUGACAUCUACCGCGACGUCCGCAAGACCGGCCGCGCCCUCACCGACUCGGAGCAGGCCCUCGUCGACGAGGUCGAGGCUGCCCGCGAGCGCAUCAUCCAGGUCGACUCAUUCCACAAGCUCGGCAAGGAGAUCCACGAGGGCCCCGACUACGUCCGCCCGGCCCUCCGCCCGUACUCGGCCGAUGCUGCUGCCGAGGCCGUUCCGGCCGCCGCCGCCUCGUCGUCGGCCUGAUCGGUGCUUGACCCGGGCCGCACUCGUAUCUGACCUGCCUCACCUGCUUGACCUGUGCAUGGCUUGACUCUGUCCUCUCCCCUCCCUUCCCUUUCUCUCCAUCCCAAGCUCAUCACCAUCGUUGUUGUGGUAAACGUGCCGACGGACCGCCA